CCUUCACAGCACAAAGGCAGGAGUUUGCCUGUUUGCAAUCCCUUGAGUUGCUUAGAGAUCAUAAACAGUGGUCAGGCUGUAGUGAAGGAUGUGCGGCUGUGCCUCUAGUUCUGGGAACCCAAGGUCAUAUUCUCUAAAGCAAGCAGAGGCUUCUUCAGCCAAACAGACAUCUUCAAAUUCAAGAAAAAUGCCCAAACGUAUUUCAAUAUCCAAGCAGCUGGCUUCUAUCAAAGGUCUACGGAAAGGCUCCGAUCUAGAGAAAGCCAUUACCACAGUAGUCUUAGUGUACAAUAAUGCUGCAGACGCUGAGGGGAAACUUAUUAGAUCUGAAGCUAAAAAGCUCCUACAAACUCAGUUUAUGCAUUUUAUACAGGGACAAGAAGGAAAACCAAAAUACCAGGAAAUCAUUGCCAGUUUCGAUGAGAAGAAGAACGAACCAAUUGACUUUGAAGAUUUUAUGGUUCAGAUGCUAAGUAUCACUCUGAUGUCUGAUCUCCUGGAAGAUAUUAAAACAUGUGCAAAAAAAUAAAUUACUGAGAAGACUGGAUAGAACUGUGAAGAAAAUGUUAAUAAUAUUAUGCUUUGACAGGAAGUUCUAGAACUGAAGAUUGCCCAUUGGUAGCCUUGGUAGAAUCAUGGAUUGUUAGACAUUACCUUUUUUACAAGGUAGAAACCUUAUCUGCAUUUGGAUUUCAAAGACCAGGUGAGAGACUAUCGGUCCAAUAAUAUGCAUGUUUAUUCAAAACAAAUCUCAUUUAAUUCUACGAGAACUCCUCCCAAAUAAUCGUUCAAUGGAUUGCAGCCUGAAGCUGAAUAGUAUGAACUCUUACUUCAUAGGAUUGGUCUGUAAGAAAUAUUUUGGAUAUACUGUAUGACAGGGGUCCCCGACCUUUGUGAGACUUUGUGAGAAUUCUGCUACAGGGUGGUCAGCAUAACCACAAAAUGGCUACCACAAGAGCCAGAGGCAGCCACAAAAUAUCAGGGAAUAACAUUAUACGUAACUCUAAUAGUAAAACCUCAGCAUUUCAGGCAGAAGCUGUUUAAUUGGAUGCCUUCUAAAAUGAACAUAUUGGUUUGUGUUUGUUUUGAUACACACAGCUUACUUUUAGUCACAUAGGGAAGGUCUUUGUGCUGUCGUGGCAGCUGCUGCCAAAGCAAUGUUUUCUUUUAAAUCUCUAAAGCCAAUCAGGUUUCCAAAGGUCAAUCAGAAGCCCUGCUGGGCAAAAGCUACUUCUGGCCCCUCCCACUUUCUAAAAACACUUGUGGGCACCAGGAAACAAGUUGGUGGGCACCAUGGCUCCCAUGGGCACCAUGCUGGGGACUAAGGACAUUUUGCUGUAGGGUAAAACUCCCUAUUUUAAUCUAAUAAUAAUUGAGCACUAGAGGCAAGCACGAACUGAAAUAUGAACUGAAGUUCAUCACAAACUGGGCUGGUUCAUGGUUUGUGAACCAGUGGGUCAUGGGAGCUCAUUUCUCAUGAACCAUGAUGAUUUUUAGCCCAGUCUGUUUGGUUCACAUUUCAGAUCAUCACUGCAGACAGCCUGGCGCCGAUCAAUCGGUUUCCUAGGCAAUGGGAGGGAUGGGCUCACUACAGAUCUUCUGCUGAUCUAGAAGUGACGUUUUUAUGAACCAAAUGAACUGGUUCACGAAGUGUGGCAAGUUCGUGAAAGUUCAUGGUUCGUUGUUUGUGAAACAUGAUGAAUCAUGAACCACACAGUUUGGAAUUUUCCAGAUUCGUGCCCAUCUCUAUUGAUCACAGUUAGGUGCUCUUCUUACGGUUCUUAUGUUCUUAUGCCAUGGUGACUAAAGGGAGCCUCCACAUUCAUAGCCAUUAAACCUCUGAAUACCAGUGCUAGGAGCAACCAUGGAGAAAGAGAGAGAGAAAAAGAGACCUUAGCCUCUAUAUCCUAUUGUUGUCCCUUCAGGGCAACUGGUUGAUCACUGUGUGAGACAGAAUGCUGGACUAGAUGGACCAGCAAGGCUCUUCUUAUGAGCUUUGUAAGUAGUAGCAUGGGAAGGAAAGCUGUAUGUAUUGGCCUCCUAACAGUUUGUUAGAAUAACUGUGCAAUCCUAAACAGAUUCACACCUUCUAAGCCCAUUGACUGCAAUGGUCUUAGAAGGGGGUAAAUCUGCUUCGGAAAGCACUGUUAGGAUUCCUACUCAUAUCAGAUGUGAUGGGAGUGCACAUCUUCAUCUGCACUAUGCAAGACAAUGGAAGAAAGAAUUAGAACAUGGGAGUUCACAUGUACAUGAUAAACUUGUCCCCGUUCAUCUGAAACAGCAUCUCCAUGUAAGUUACCUGAUAUGCAUAUAUUGUGCAUAUAACAUAGCACAGUAAGGAAAGAGGAAGCCAGUAAUGAAAGAGGAACACCCGCCUCCACCAUGUGGUCAAGAACCCUGUUUAUGUUGAAUGUAUGAACCAGCCCUGCUAAAGAACUGUGUCUGUAACCCAGAAAUUGAUUGAUCUCUCUAGGUUAUAUUAAAUAUGCUACAUUAUAGCCAAUGUAUUGGAAAGUUACUUUAGUUAAUACUGAUAUGAUAGGUGCUGCGAUUAAAUAUUGGCUUGUUAGGCCAAAUAAAAAGAUUGACUUGAUUAUUCA
Messenger RNA from Eublepharis macularius, 2600 nucleotides. RefSeq names its product sentan, cilia apical structure protein (gene SNTN). Gene Ontology annotation, molecular function: transition metal ion binding. The record is from RefSeq and is a predicted model, not a curated record. NCBI's taxonomy places the organism in Eukaryota, Metazoa, Chordata, Lepidosauria, Squamata, Eublepharidae. The coding region runs from base 89 to 529 and encodes 146 amino acids. The transcript is spliced from 4 exons.